Rhinocladiella mackenziei CBS 650.93 is the source of this 1437-nucleotide messenger RNA. RefSeq lists its product as uncharacterized. Lineage: Eukaryota; Fungi; Ascomycota; Eurotiomycetes; Chaetothyriales; Herpotrichiellaceae. The record is from RefSeq and is a predicted model, not a curated record. The transcript is spliced from 5 exons. The coding region runs from base 1 to 1437 and encodes 478 amino acids. Gene Ontology annotation, biological process: secondary metabolic process. Gene Ontology annotation, molecular function: CoA-ligase activity.
AUGUCUGGCCCCAAUCUACCAGGCCCUCGAUUGACGUUGUACUAUUCUUGCUUCUUUCUGGCUGUUGUCAGUGCUGGGCUUGUUUGGACCGGAACCAACCCCGGUUACACCAACCAUGAGCUCCAGCAGCACCUGAGAGCGACCAAAGCGAAGUUCAUCAUUUCAGAGCCGGAUCUUUACGACGCUAUGUUGGUGGCCACAAAAUCAUGCAAUAUUCCAGAAGAGAAUCUUCUUGAGUUUGAUGGGUUGUCGGAGAAGUUUAGUCCUAAGUCCUGGAAUAUAUUGCUCCAACAUGGGGAGCAAGAUUGGGUGCGUUUUGAUGACAAGUCCAUUGCACAGUCAACGCCGGCCUGUCUCUUGUUCAGCUCAGGGACUACCGGCCUUCCCAAAGCUGCUCAACUUUCUCACUACAAUCUCGUCGUCCAACAUACUCUCCUCCAAGAGCAAGUAGACAAGCCAUACAGAGUGAAACGAAUCCUCUGCCGUCCUUUCUUCCAUGCUGCAAUGGUUCCAAUCGGCCAUGUUACACCACUUCGAGCUGGACAUAUCUCCUACGUGAUGCGCAGAUUCCAAGUUGAAGAUUUUCUUCGCUACACGGAAAAGUAUGAGGUGACGGAAUUAUUUGUUGUGCCGCCAAUUGUCGUCUCCAUCCUACAGUCUCCCUUGGUCAAGACAUACUCUCUAAGGAGCUUGCGAUCUGGAAUGACAGGCGGGGCAAAGUUAGACCUUUUGUCUCAGAAGAAAUUUUCCGCUCUCAUGCAUCCAGAUGGUGCCAUCAAUCCUUGCUAUGGGAUGACUGAGAUUAGUUGUAUUGGAGCCUGUUACCCCUGGCCGGAGAAGGAUAGCGACGGCAGCGUAGGUUAUUUUCUGCCCAAUCUCGAAAUCAAGCUGGUGGAUGACAACAACCGAGAAAUUCGGGCUUACAACACCCCAGGAGAGAUCUGGAUUCGGGGUCCAACUGUGAUCAAAGCCUACCUCGCCAACUCAGAGGCGAACGUGUUGUCUUUUUCCGGAGAUUGGUUCCAUACCGGAGAUAUUGCUUAUUGUGACUCGAGGACGAAGAAGUGGUAUAUCGUGGAUAGGAAGAAGGAGCUGAUAAAGGUUCGAGGCUUUCAGGUUGCCCCACCGGAGCUCGAAGCUGUCCUGAUGUCGCAUCCCUUGAUUUCUGACGCCGGUGUAAUAGGAGUGCCGGCAUUUGAUGCUGUGGACGGAGAGCUUCCUCGAGCGUACAUCGUGCCGAAAACAGGCAUCGAGGGAGAUCGGCUGAGCGAGGAUCAGGUCAAGCGGUUCGUUGCAGAACGUCUUGCCAAGUAUAAGCAGCUGAAUGGCGGUGUCGUCAUUGUUGAGGCUCUGCCUAAGACAGCCAGUGGGAAAUAUCUCAAGAGACAUCUGCGGGACCUUUGGAAGCGGGAAGCUAAUACGAUCCCCAAGUUGUAG